Messenger RNA from Lasiosphaeria miniovina, 1919 nucleotides. RefSeq lists its product as uncharacterized. The record is from RefSeq and is a predicted model, not a curated record. NCBI's taxonomy places the organism in Eukaryota, Fungi, Ascomycota, Sordariomycetes, Sordariales, Lasiosphaeriaceae. The transcript has a single exon. The annotation marks the transcript as partial.
CAGGCGCAGUAUGUACUACUAUGUGCAGGAUGCAGCCAACAAGACGCAACAACCCUAAAUCAGCAGAAGGCGAGUUCCAGCCUUUUGGGAGUACCUUUGGUUCUUGCCUAUUAAUUGCGCAGCGCCGCUUUCCAGUUUCCGCGGAAAAUUCAGAGUCAAUUUCAUCUCUUCUCUUACUCAUGAGGUGCGGAAGUACAGCCCACAGACCGAACCAGCAACUAUGAUUUCUUGUCCAAGCAACUAUCUAAUUAUUGCGCCAGGACAUCAGAUUCGCACAUUCGGGCAUGUCCAAACACAUUCGCAACGCAGCCUCUGUUCGAUCAUCGCCUCCGGGUUGAGGCAACUUUGAAUUCUUCGGCCAUUCCUCUAUCACCAUUUUGCGGAAAUUCGACGACUUACUCACAAUCUGUCACCGGCAAACCUCGUGAUAUGGCGCUCGUCGGCCUGUUGUCCCUGCCCGUCGAGGUAACCUGUCUCAUCCUCCAGGACUGCGAUAGCUUCGCCGACUUGUUCGCGGCCGUUACGACAUGCAGACGCCUAUUCGCCGUCUUUGAGGCCAAUACGGGUUCCAUCGCCCGGCCCAUCGGUCUUCGCCGUUUUGUUGCCUGGGACAUGGCAAUUCUCGCCAUGCGCAUCACCAAACUGGCCGUGGAUGCUUACCGGGCCGAUACAAUGCUUCGCCCCCAAGACAUGUACCCGUUGGAGCAGUUGAGCGGCGCAAAUCGACCCCCUUCCCUGCCCGAGUUUCGAGAGCUAUUCCCUCUGCAACACUUUUGCCGCUGCGUGGAACAUCUGAUGCUCGUCAAAACAACCAUGCCGGCCUUUGUCGGCAACGUCCCGGCUGACAAGACAGUCCUCGAGGCGGUGGUGGGACACUGGCCUCGCAACGAUCCGGAUUUCCCUGCUAUGCACCGCGCCUGGAAGGAGAGGCUGCACACGACAAUAUACCGGCUGGUCAUUGCUGGCGCAGCGCUCUCGAUGGCCUACAACGAGCCGUUCAUCCGCGCAGACAGAAUACCUGACUUUCUUGAGCGCUGCACUGACGAAUCGGCGCCGCAGCCUGGCAGCUACUAUUCGCUGCUCCGCACGGGUGCGCAACAUGCGUGUAUAAAGCCGGAAGACCUGCGAUAUCUUCGCCAAUUCCCCGUCUAUCGCACGUACAAGCAGUUCACGCCCUACGACGUCGACGAAGAGACUGCCUUUGUGGGCCUCGCAGGCUGGCUGGCCCGGGAUAUGAGGAGGCUGGCAGAUGCCGAGAACGAGACGCUGCCUCACGGCGGUGGAUUUAUGGGACCAUGGCCAAUUACGUUACAAAUCAUGCAGACAGUCCACGUGGUGGACCUGCUGAACACGCUGAUCACGCAGGCGGGAGGUCAGAGAGGUUCCCUUCGCACACCAUAUACACCAAUAAUGAGACCGUGUCGUCAAGGCCCACAGGGCAAGACCAGAAAGGUCACGGUAGUUCUCCACGGCGUAUGGCGGCCCGAGGAAAUCACCAUGCCCGCCCGGCCCGGGGACGAGAUGUGGCUAGGGGCCGGAUUCGCCCGAACCCAUCUAUUCGCGGAGCUGGCCGCCACGGGCCCGGACAUGGGCAGGGGAUGUCCCUCGUAUCACAAGACAAUCAACCUUGCGGUGCUCCUCAAGGAUUUGUCGCAGAUUAGGUUCGAUGGCAGCCUCCAGGCUUGGUGGACUGAUCCGGAGUACCGGCUGUUCCAUUUCAUGCUCCGCGCACAUGCAGGAAUCGACUGCGCCGAGGAGUUCUUUCUGCAGCACACUGCGCAGUGGGUGCACUUCGUCACAAUACUCAGCUUCCGCCUUCCGUUCUACAGCAAUCUUUUUAGCCACAUGAUUGCCAGCUACAACCCAACCGAGACGGCUGAUGCCGCGGAUGUGCUUGACGGGCCAAGUAGAUAGGCUUG